CGUGGCGUUUAAUUUAGUAAUAAAGAUUAAAAUAUUUUAAGAAUUCAGUUUAAUCCGUAAUAAAUUCAUCGACAAUAAAGGAGUUGUCUUGGAUCAAACCAUAUCCCAUAUCUUCAGGUAUUCGAAAAUGGCGGCUUUUAAUGUUGUGUUGGGAUGUAUUAUGGUCCUACUACUCAUUCUCUUCGGGAUCAGUUCUGCGGCAAGGUAUUAUAUUAAGUUCACGUUGUUCAUCGUGCUGUGUUUGACAUUUGCGACCGCACCUGUUCCGCUUAUGUUACUGAAGCCGUUCGAUCCUAGAAAUGCACUGAUACCGGCGGCGCUGUUACGACUGUCAGCGCGAAUGUUGGGUAUCCGUUGGGAAGUUCGGGGUCUAGAGAAUGUGGACAACUCACGUGGAGCUGUCAUAUUGCUCAAUCAUCAGAGCGCAUUGGAUUUGUAUGUGCUGGCUGUGAUCUGGCCACUUAUGGCGCGUUGUACUGUCGUCGCAAAGCGUUCUCUUCAAUACCUGGUGCCCUUCGGAACAGCUACUUGGCUGUGGGGUACGGUAUUCAUCGACAGAGGAGCCCAGUCUGCCCGUAACGCUCUGAACAAACAAGCUGAAGCAAUCAAAGUUCACAAGCGUAAGUUAUUGCUGUUCCCUGAAGGCACGAGACACUCAGGCGAUAAACUCCUGCCGUUCCGCAAAGGAGCGUUUCACGUGGCGAUGAGUGCAGGCGCUCCCAUACAGCCAGUUGUAGUCUCUAAAUACCACUUCUUGGACGACCAUCGAUUCGGUUCAGGAAAUAUUAUUAUAACUAUACUUCCUAUGAUUGAGACUGAAGGUAUUCAGAAAGAAGAGAUCGAUUCUUUGGUAGAGAAGACCCAGUUAAGAAUGCAGGAAGAGUUCAGUAAAACGUCGUCGGAGACGUUGCCUCGCUCAUUGCGCUCGAAGACAAAAUGAACAUUUUACUGAUUAGCAGUAAACAUACUUAGAUAUAUUUAGGUAACUAUGGGAACAUGAUAUGGCUGAUACUAAAAUGCUGUGAUAAAAUUGAAAAAUAAGACAAUUACUCUAAAGAAAUAUUAGAUGUAAAAUUCGACGUUUAAAUGUUAAUUAUUUAUUUUAAUAAAUAUUAAGGGUUAAAAUAUAAUAAAGUUCACAAAACCAAUAA
Molecule: messenger RNA, 1151 nt
Organism: Bombyx mori (domestic silkworm)
Lineage: Eukaryota; Metazoa; Arthropoda; Insecta; Lepidoptera; Bombycidae
Gene: AGPAT2
Product: 1-acylglycerol-3-phosphate O-acyltransferase 2
Exons: 8
Coding region: 128-940 (270 amino acids)
Biological process (GO): phosphatidic acid biosynthetic process
Cellular component (GO): endoplasmic reticulum; membrane
Molecular function (GO): 1-acylglycerol-3-phosphate O-acyltransferase activity
Source: RefSeq, a predicted model, not a curated record